Messenger RNA from Phytophthora infestans T30-4, 1233 nucleotides. RefSeq names its product calcineurin-like phosphoesterase, putative. Gene Ontology annotation, molecular function: hydrolase activity. Lineage: Eukaryota; Oomycota; Peronosporomycetes; Peronosporales; Peronosporaceae. The record is from RefSeq and is a predicted model, not a curated record. The transcript is spliced from 4 exons. The coding region runs from base 1 to 1233 and encodes 410 amino acids.
AUGCUGGGGCUGGCGUGUUUCGCGCUGCUGGCGGCGCCGGCGACUGCGGCGUCUGUGGGUCGCAUUCUCCAUUUCUCGGAUGUGCACCUGAACGUUUCUCAGUCGUUCUCAGCAGAAGACAACGCUCGCAUCCCCAUACGCUAUUUUCAAGACGCGCCUUUGCCUCUGCUCGAGUCUGCACUAGUGUACGCUAAGGAGCACGUGGUGGCCGAUCCCGAGCUCUUUUUGUACACAGGAGACCACGCAGCCCACGGUCUCUUUACUGACGAAUACAUUGCAAAAGCUGUUGAGACGAAUGUGCACGCGAUGGAGAAUUAUUACCCACCAAAGGGCCGGGAAGGGAGGCUGGAAGCCACAGCCAUCAUCGGCAACGCAGACGGAAACCCUGACUAUCACAUGGAGGUGACAGACCCGGAGACAGAGUCGAACCCGUCUAUUGAGCUCAUCUCGGAGGUCUGGGAAGACUCGUUGACUGCAGCGAACAUGGAUCUGCUGAAUCGGCGUGGUUACUUAAGCUAUGCUUUGGACGAUAAACUACACGUGAUUACACUCAACACAGUGCCCUACUCGCCAAGCCAUUUGCCGGACACAUCGAAGCAUCCGGAUCCAUUCGGACAGCUCGCGUGGUUGGACAAGACUCUAGCUGAGCUCCAGAACGCCGACAAGUUUGCGUACAUUGCUGGUCAUAUUGCACCGAUUGUGGACUCGUACGGAGGCAACCCUCAGUGGCACCCCAAGUACAUUGUCAAGUAUAAGAACAUCGUCGGCAAGUAUGCCGAUGUGAUCAAGGCGCAGUUCUUUGGUCACGUGCAUAGCGUCGAGUUCCGUGUCCCCGUGACAUCGCUUGAUGGACCAGCAGGAGACGACGACACCUUCCAGUUGCUGCCGAUGUACACCACGGGCUCGAUCUCGCCGCUGUUCGGCAACAACCCGUCUUUCAUGGUCUGGGACUACGAUACCGAGACGUAUGAGGUGCUAGACUACGCUGUGUACGCUUCAGACAUUACCGAUAGCGAGCCUCAACUCGACUGGAAGCUUUUGUUUAAAGCGAGCGAGGCAUACGGCCUGAAGUCGCUGUCUCUGACCGAGCUCUCGUCGUUUAUGCACCGUGUUGGGCAGAAUACGAGCUUGGUGGAGAUGUAUUACUGGAACAUGAAGGCGCGUUCGCCCAACGCUCGACCUUGCAAGGACACACUGUGCCAUGCGAAGACGCUGUUAUCUGGCGUGUGUUGA